AUGAUCAACUACGAUCCCCGGCGGCGCGUUCUCGUUCCCAAGCGUAACUGGUUCCAGCGCAAUCCGCGCGUUUGGUCGUCGGCCUUGACCGUGUCGGCCCUGUUGGUCUUCUUCUCGAAGCCCCUGUACGACGCGUUCAUCGCGGAGGAGAACCCGAACAAACGCGAGCUUCGGUCGUUCCGGAUUGGGCCCAAGUGAAGUGGAGGAGGAUGGAAUCGGUGCGGAAGGCGAACCAGAGAUUGCGCAACUAUCCGGUGCUGUUGGCCAAGUGUUCGGUGGCGGCCGCCGCGUACGCCACGUGUGUAACCACGGAUUUGAACGUGGCCCAUCGGGUGUGCGAGAAGGAGUUUCAGCAGUUUCAGCUGUGUUUGCAGAAGGCCGCCCGGGAAAUGGGCACGAAGCUGUGAAAUUGUUUUGUGGACAAUGCGUUUUAGUGAAUAGUGAACGAUAUUUAGACUAACAGUUUCGGUGGGGAAAACGAAAGGAAGCAAUCUACUAACAACUUAUCAUUGUAAUAAACUUAAAUAUGUAAGUAUCUUCA
This is a messenger RNA of Culex pipiens pallens (northern house mosquito), 541 nucleotides long. RefSeq lists its product as uncharacterized. The record is from RefSeq and is a predicted model, not a curated record. NCBI's taxonomy places the organism in Eukaryota, Metazoa, Arthropoda, Insecta, Diptera, Culicidae. The transcript has a single exon. Bases 1 to 198 code for a protein of 65 amino acids.